Messenger RNA from Vollenhovia emeryi, 4628 nucleotides. RefSeq names its product metabotropic glutamate receptor 7-like. Gene Ontology annotation, cellular component: membrane. The record is from RefSeq and is a predicted model, not a curated record. The transcript has 4 exons. NCBI's taxonomy places the organism in Eukaryota, Metazoa, Arthropoda, Insecta, Hymenoptera, Formicidae. Gene Ontology annotation, biological process: G protein-coupled glutamate receptor signaling pathway; regulation of synaptic transmission, glutamatergic. Bases 707 to 1168 code for a protein of 153 amino acids. Gene Ontology annotation, molecular function: adenylate cyclase inhibiting G protein-coupled glutamate receptor activity.
AAAGUCGAUCGAUCCGUGCGGGGGUGGAUCGACGGGAGCUUCUCUUUUUGAAACGUGGCCCAUCCCUCUCAGGCAACCGGUAACCCCCACCGGUAGCGCUUGCGCCCCUACGUUUCCUAUAAGAGGCUGAGUACCGCUCGCGCGGAUUUCAGUCUGACCCGCGGUACCGGCGCCGCGGUCGUCGUUGUGCGUCGUUACGAACUAUAUCCCCUUCGAGGACAAUAUUCCCCGUCAUGAUGCUCCCCGGCCUCGACUAAGAGCGAGAGAGAUAAAGAGAGGGCGAGCAAACGCGAGAAGAAACUCCUCUUUUUCAUUCCUUUCCCUCCCGCCAUCGCGAUAAAUCAAACAGCGUCGUCGUCGUCGUCGUCGUCGUCGUCGCCGUCGUUGUCGUCGUCGUCGUCGUCGUCGUCGACGUCAGCAACGACGUUGCUUCUCCUGGACGACCAGCGUACGUUGACAUAAAAAGAGAGACCAACAGUAUUGCGAUCGGCAGUAGUUCUGCCUGUUGUUGCGUGGACGUGGUAGUGGUGGGGUCCUAUUGCUCUCCGCUGAACCCCUCUUCUACGCGGCAUGUGAUUGUGCCCUAUAUGUGCCAUUUAACUUAAUAGUGAAACGCGACUCUUAUGGUGAUGUCUUUUACGUUGCUAAAUAGUGGGAUCGUCGACGGAGACGGAACGCGAUCGCUUUUCAGUGUUCGAUAGCGGAUAUGCGUCUACCUGAUUGCGAGGUGUCAACCGCGAGCCAUUCGAGUAGUUUAGCUUUCGUCGCCAAGAUGAACUUACGUAGGAUCCUACCGUGGAUGUGGUGCUUCCUAAUUACAAGCGAAUGUUACAACGCAAAAAUUAGAGGCGAGGACGGCUCGAAGUUGAUACGCAUUGGUGGCGACAUCAUCCUCGGCGGGAUCUUUCCGAUGCACGAACAGGUCGCAAGCUCCAUCGGUCAAUCACCAUGCGGGGCCGUGAAAGAAGAGAAGGGUGUGCAACGAUUGGAAGCUAUGUUGUACGUUCUGGACCAAAUUAACGCUGAUACAGAACUCUUGCCGAACACCACGCUGGGUGCUCUCAUCCUCGAUUCCUGCAGCAGCGACACUUACGCUCUAGAUCAGAGCAUGGAGUUCGUCAGAUCGUAUAUGAAUCAAAGCGCGCGCAAGGAGCGAAGCGUAACAUAAUUAAAUACAAUUAAAAAAUAUGGCUCUUUUUGUAUAUAAACGUCGAUAGAAAUCAUAUAUGUAGACCUACAAAUAAAUAUUCUACAUAAUGGAGGAGAAAUGUGAGAAAGUUGAUGUAAGUCGUGUAAGCAGUAAUGAAAAUGUGUAGACAUCGUUUUCCAUUUCGAGAUGUAACCCCGGUGUAAUCCCAUUAUGUCACCGAUUCGUCUCGAGUGUGUGGGACGCGCGAUAAAUAUGUAUCGAUGGAAAUUAUACAUCCGCGAUGAAUCCAAAUCGCUACGCCGCUCCACGUCCCCGUUGCGAAUAUUACAAAGUACAAUGGCGCCGUGAACCGAAGUGGGAAUACCCGUAAAUAUUUAUCGCUCAGUCGCGCCAAAUGAGGAUGGGUCGCGCUUUCAUUCGCGGCUCUGUGCCCGCGGAUCUGUACGGGGAUCUUCGCACUUACGAUUACAUCGGUGCCGACGGCGGAUGAAAACAGGGUAAAUAUUUAUUGACGUAGCGGAGGUGGCUACAAGCCGCUUUUUGUACACGGCUACUCGAGGCCGGGGCCACUCAAGCUGAGGUCGCGCGCUGAAGAGGAGACACGAUCGAUCGAUCGGUUUUCCUCCCUUUACUCACUGUGAGUCAGCUGUUAGCUGGUUCAUAGUAUUAUACGGAGUAUAGACACUAUACGGGCAAACACGUUGUUUUUUUUUCCACGAUAAGACCAUUCCGGGUGAUGCGCUUAACACGAAUACCAUUGCGGAAAUAAUAGGGUGUCAUGAGUACGAUGUAACGAAAAAAAUAUGGGACAUCGAGAUUAACUUUUGGACAUAUUCGUUAUCAGCGCCACAAAACUUAAUAAGAAAUGCCGUCUUGCGGCAAGAUAUAUUUUUAUUGUUGACCGGUGAUAUUACGAAAAGUUACAAUAUGGAUUAUUUAUUAUUUUAAACGUAAUAAUUUGUUAAAUAACAUCAGCAUACAUUUAUAUAAAGCAUCACAUUGCUCCAUUCUCAUAUUGCGAGUUUUCGAGAGAUGAAGAGAUUCUUGCAUGAUAAUUCACACAAAGCAAUCCCCUAAUAAAUGGCUUUUGGGAUGAUAAAGGAAGGUCGAAAAUGAGGUGGAAAUUGUACGGGGGAGAAACGUCUUUCAUGAUUGCCAAUCACGCGAUAACCGACAAGGGAGAAGAGUCUCGCGCAUCACUUUUCAUAUUUUCUUCUUACUUUCCGAAAAUCUCGCAUCCCUUUGUGAUGAUUCACCGCAAAAUAUACUACCUGCGAGAGCCCCGUGAAGAAAAAUUCUCGUCACCCCAUUUACUUGCCUAUUUCACCUGUAUAAUGUAUGCUCCGCACGGUGUCUUAUCAUGAACCACAGAUCUCACGGGAUAUCCCGAAAAUAUUUUAUCGACCGAAAUUUCUAAAAAUUAAUAUAAUUUUGUUUCUAAGGAUCGCUCUAGUGAUCUUGACAAAAGAAUAACCACUGAUAUUCCACGCGAUUGAUACUGUGUCGAAUUAAAAUUAUAAAGCUCGUAAAAUUAACGAAUUAAACUCGAACUUUUUGACUUCUUUUGACUUCUUUAAUUUCUAGUUAAUUUAUGCACGCCACACAAGACAGUGACAUAAAGCGCCCGUGCAUAUUAAUACGUAUUAUGUCAAUCCGCAAACUAUAAUGAAAUUCUAUGCAUUUCUCGGUUUUAACUGAAUUUUAUGCUGACACAUGGAGGCAUAGCCGCACAAUUCAACUGGCGUACAUUGCGCAAGGUAACGCCGGUUUAAGUUGUACUAAUUUUUAUCAGAUAUUUUUGCGUCACAGAUGUCCGAACGAAAUCACUGCAAUCGACCUGGUUCUGUCUCACGGACAAUGGCCGUUGGUUCCUAAAUCAUGUGCCGCGACGUCAGCGUCAUGACGUAACUAAAUAGGGUUUGCGGUUAUAACUGGGUCGGUCGUCGGUGGCGGAAAUGAAAGGAAAUAGAUUAAAUUAUUAUGUCAAGUGUGUGUGGAUGCGAGAGCCUGAUGGGACAGUGAGGACGCACGUGCGCGGAUUAUUUAUCGAGCUCUUGUUAAUCGAUGGCCAGCGAUUUUAUCCUCUCAUGAAAAAUUUUGUUAGCGCAAUGUAAUACUGUAAGCGUAACAAAAUAUGAUUGGGAAAGAGACACACAAUCUGGAGAGAGGCUAUUGAAUUGGUUAAAAAGUUAUAAAUUGUUACCGAGUCUCGUUGAGCUAUUUCACAACGUUGAAUAAAAAAAUUAUGAGUAGAUAAUGCGUCCAUUAUGCUCGAUAAGUCACUUAAAGGGCUAUUUUAAAGUUUAUUCAAGAGUUCCGGAUUAAUUAAAAGUGGGACAUGUAAAAGAGACUGUAAGUACCAAAAAGAAAAGUCUCAUAAAUGACAUUUACGCUCUUUCUAGCCUAGAUAUAUGAGAAUCUUUUGACGAGAAGUUUUUGGAAAAUAUGAGACCUGCAAUCUCUUUAUAACGAGUCUUCGAUUUGUGAUAAAGGAUGAGCAGUGACUAACUUAAUGAUUUAUCGGAAAUAACUACGGAGCCAUAUGAAGAUAUUAGUUUUCGAUUGAUUUUCCUAGGACAAAUUUUAUUCAUAUAUCAAUAGGAGAAUCACUGGAAAACAAAUGGAGCAAAUCGAAUGUAAUGCCAACAUUCCCGGCAGUUAUGAGAAAUUGCAGUUGGAAAGUGCAGCGGAGGGAACAAAACCACGACAGUGCCAGCACGCACGUACGUGUCCUCGGCUUCUUUCUCGAGAAAUUGAGUUGCCUUAAAUUAAAAUCGAAUAGCUUCUAUAAGGCUGUCUUAUUUUUAAGUAAAAAAAUUAAUAAACUAAAGUACUUCUCAAUUUGUAAACUUGAUUGUCGAUCUGAGUUGUAACAAUUUGUCAGGCGUGUUUUAUACUUUCGAAUAAAUCAAUUAAGAUGAGUGGCUUUUGAAUUAAUCGAUUAAGACGAUUGCUUAUAUUAUUCUGAUAAUUCAGUGAAGUAAAUAACUAUUCACUGCGCACGUACAAAGUUAUUGUAUUCCAUAGAAAACGUUUCAUCACUUUAGAUAGCGUGUGAGUGUCAGCGCCAUUUGCUACGGGAAACUUUUAAAAGUUAAAGAUAACAAGAUUCGAAAAUCCGAAGUUGCAAAAGUUUAACGACUCAAAGCUACAAGAAGAAAGAACUGAUAAGCGAAGAAGCGACUACUAAAGAAGCUUUGUGGCGAGCAAGUUGGCAGGAUGCAAGUUUACAGAAUGCAAAGAUUCGAAGAUAUGAGGGGACUUAGCAACAUUAAACUUUACGAAUACAAAGUGCAAAAAUAUGAUGCUUAAUAGGUGUAGGGUAAGAUGACCAAAUUCGGAUCAGAUACCAAAUGCGGAUCAACAAUUUAACGAGUCGCUAAUAAGCGACAUACAAACACGUCGAUGCCUUUUACGAUAUCGACAAUGUAGCAUAAAGUUGUAAAUAUAUAAAAGAGCGAAAUUGAAGUGAAUUACU